Messenger RNA from Bubalus bubalis (water buffalo), 3251 nucleotides. RefSeq names its product tigger transposable element-derived protein 1. The transcript is spliced from 2 exons. Gene Ontology annotation, molecular function: DNA binding. NCBI's taxonomy places the organism in Eukaryota, Metazoa, Chordata, Mammalia, Artiodactyla, Bovidae. The record is from RefSeq and is a predicted model, not a curated record. The coding region runs from base 1279 to 3108 and encodes 609 amino acids. Gene Ontology annotation, cellular component: nucleus.
GCGCGCGUGCGCGGCCCGUUGACGCUCUUGUGUUGUCAUCGGCGGUAGGCGGGCCCCAGGCGUCUCCACGGUAACCGGUGGGCUGAGCAGGUGGUUUCCAGGGCAACCCCGUGUACCGGCUGGUGUCGGAGAGGUGGGGUGAGGGUAGAGAUGUCGAGCGAGCGAGAUAGCGAGGAGAGAGUGAAAGUAAGUGAACACAUAGUGACAGAGACACAGGCAGGACAGACAGCGGAGAGGGCUUUCUACUCUCAGAGACCUAGAUCAGAGAGUCAGGGCUGGUCAGACGUGUAUCAGAACAGUUAACAAGAGGGAGAGAAAUCAGGGCGGGGAUGGUGAGGGAAAGGAGAGACUAAGGGAGAAUCGAUUUACAGCGAGACGUGCAGAUAGCGAGAUUCAAGGGCCAGACGAGGAUCAGGAGUACAGAAGCAAGAGGAAAGACGUGGACAGAAAUUGGAGAUAGAGUGAAAUGGGUCGAGAGUUUUCAAGGGCUCAGAGAAGGGUGACAGCAAGAAGAGAGACAGACGGAGCAGGAGGGACACUUGUUAAGGAAACUUACCCAAAACUUGCAGAUAAGAGAAAAAAGAUGGCUCGAAGUCCUAGCACCGUCUCUAGUAAGACUUCUUCAGGUUGUCUGAUACCCUUAGCGAAGCAACUCUUUUGAGCAGAGUUCAGAUACUGUGACGUUAGAUGCUAACUUGUAAAAGGUUGAUAGGUUGUAAAUGCUUUCUGUCCAGGAGAGAAGGGUACCCCAAGUUUGUUUUUUUUUUAACCACCCUGUAGGACACUAAGAUGCCUGCCCACUCCUGUGUGGGACACCGACAAUCCGACUUUGCGCUGUUAUUUCAGUGUUUGAUUGUUCUUUCACCUUCUCUGUUGUUUCUUCUCUCUCACCUUCCCAGAACCACCUGUGUCAUCCUGCUAGUUCCUUCCAGCGGUAAAUACCUCUUUGACACGUGCUCACUGAGUUUGUUUUUAGCGGUUUCAAAAAUUAAAAUUUUGACAGUCUGAAGGCUACCAUUUCUCCCCGAAUGUGGAACAGAUAGGAAGAAAGAGAAAACAGUGAGAGAGACCCAGGGAAGGAAGGCGGUACGAAGGAUGAUGGAAAGAAAGAGACCGGGUCCCAGCUCAGAGGCUCCAGUGGGCCUCUCGGUGAGCUGGGCCCCAACUCAUCCCGCAUAGGGAAUGUGAGCCUCACCCAGGCCUGGGGAUGACCCUCAGAGCGGCUGGUCCAGUCCAUGGAAGACUACUGGGAGUCACAACCAAAGAAAUUCUGCAGAGAUGGCGUGGCAGGAGAGGCCCAGGGGCCACUGUGGCACGAUGCUGGGUACCGCCGACGGGCAGAGGGAAGAGAGUGUGCUGAGAUGCAUGGAUCGGGGAGGCAGCCUGAAGCCCCCCCAGCUGCAGGGCUUGGGGAAGGCACCCCUCGGGAUUGGCCUCCGCCACAGUGCCAAGCGGGACCGGAAAUCCAUCACCCUGCAUGUGAAGCUGGAGGUACUGCGGCGCUUUGAGGAGGGGGAGAAGCUGACACAGAUUGCCCGGGCCCUGGGGCUGGCCACCUCCACGGUCGCCUCCAUCCGUGUCAACAAGGACAGGAUCCGGGCCAGCUCUCAGGCAGCCACGCCCGUCUGCACCAUGAAGCUCACUCGUUGCCGGGGUGCACUGAUGGGCCACAUGGAGCGCCUGCUGAGCCUGUGGAUCGAGGAGCAGAAGCGGCAGAACCUGCCGGUCAGCACACUGCUCAUCCAGGACCAGGCACGCCGGCUCUUCGCCCAGCUGCAGCAUGAGCAGGGCGGCGGCAGCCGGGCCGAGACCUUUGGGGCCAGCAACGGCUGGUUUUCCCGGUUCAAGGUGCGCCACAACGUGCUGCUGACGGAGGAGCCGGCUGUGGCCGACGCCCAGGCUGCCGCUCGCUACCCGGCAGUGCUGCGCGCCAUCCUGGAGGAGGGCUGCUAUUCACCGCGGCAGGUCUUCAAUGUGGAUGAGACGGGCCUGUUCUGGAAGCGGCUCCCUGAGCGCAUGCUUCUGGCACUGGAGGGGACAGCUGGGCCCGGGCCCAAGGCCUCUAAGGACCACCUGACCCUGCUGCUCGGUGGCAAUGCGGCUGGUGACUUCAAGCUGAAGCCCCUGCUGGUGUACCCCUCGGAGAACCCGCGUGCCCUCAGGGGCUGCUCCAAGGCCAGCCUGCCUGUGGUCUGGCGCUCCAACCGCAACGACUGGUUGACACCCGUCAUCUUCCAGGAGUGGUUUACUAGCUGCUUCUGCCCUGCUGUGGAAAGCUACUGUGCCAGCCAUGGCCUCCCGCACCGUGCCCUGCUGCUGCUGGACAGUGCACCCUGCCACCCUGCCCACUUGGGUGGCCUCUCAGCCCAUGUGCGGGUCGAAUUCCUACCCAAGAACACGUCCACCCUGAUCCAGCCCAUGAACCAGGGUGUCAUCACUGCUUUCAAGGCCCAGUAUCUGCGCCGCACACUCAGCCAGCUGGCCCAGGAUAUGGGCGGUGCAGACCAGCCCUCCGUGUGGGAAUUCUGGCGCAGCUACACUGUCAUGACUGCUGUGGACAACAUCGCUGAGGCCUGGGCGGAGCUGCAGCCCGCCGCCAUGAACAGUGCCUGGAGGAAGCUCUGGCCCGAGUGCGUGCUGGCUGGUGCUCCCGAGCCCAGCGCCGUGCCCCAGUUCCCCUGCAGAAUCGAGGCACUAGCCAGCCGCACAGGCCUGGGCGACGUGGCUGAGGCCGAUGUUAGCCAUCUGCUGCAGGCCCGCGGGGAGCCCACGCCCACCCCCCUGGGCACGGACGGUGGGCACACCCGUGGCCCUCGGCUGCCCUGCCAGUGUGGGAAGGGCCUGGCCUCUAGAAGACCGGAGUCGGAGGCCACAGGGGGUGCGGAGGCCGAGGACGCAGUUGUGGUUGCCUUGUGCCCAGAGCACCUGGCCCGGGCCCUGUCCCACUUCGCUGCUGGCCUGCAGGUCCUCUCAGAGAACGAUCCCAACCGGGAGCGCAGCCUGUGGGUGGCCCGGGCUGUCCACUGUGCCCUUGCCCACCUCCGGGAGCUGCUCCGGGAAAGGAGGCGACAGGCUUGGGCUGCUGCAGGGCCUCCAGAGGCCCCCUGAUGGUGGCAACAAAAGCGACGUCAGGAAGCCUGCACUCAGCCCAGGUGGGGCCCGCAGAGGGUGGGUGAGUGGCCACGGCACAGACUCUGAAGGACAGACCUCUUUAAAUGACCUGUGUGAUUUGAGGCUUGGGCCUGAUUGCA